AUGCUCGAGGAGGACCUGAAAGCACUCGGAGUUUUCGAGCGACGUGUGCUUAGGACGAUCUUUGGCGGUGUGCAGGAGAACGAAAGAACUACUGUGUCAGCCCCUGCUCAACUAAUCGAGACCUGUCCAAUCAUCGGUAUACGAUCGUCUUUGAACGAUCUUCUCCAAUUAGUAGUUCUCAUCCGAAGAUUCGUCCACAACUGCAAGAACCGUUUAGAUCGUAGAGUAGGCUUCAUCAGAUAUGAAGAGCGAGAAGAAGCGCUGCGUCAGCUGCUAGCUCUUGCCCAACAGGAAAGUUUCCCCGGAGAUCUCGCCGAGCUGCAGAAGAAUGGUGAAGUCAAGUCUACAUCGAGGAUCAACCAGCUCACUCCACGCUUUGUAAACGGGUUAAUCCUGGUCGGCGGCCGGCUCGCGAAUGCCAACAUUUCGGCUGGCCGGAAACAUCCAAUUGUUCUUGACAAUCAACACCCGUUGUCUGUUCUCAUCGCCACUGACUAUCACCGCAUUGUCCAUGCUGGACAACAGCUACUGACCGCCAGCAUGCGGGAAAGAUACUGGCCAAUUGCUGCUCGCAACCUAGCACGCAUGGUCAUUCAUCGCUGUGUGAAAUGCUUUCGUGCUCGGUCGAAGCUCCACGAGCAACUCAUGGCAGACUUACCAUCGGAACGAGUAACUCCAGCUCCCCCUUUCUUACGAGUAGGAGUGGAUUACUGUGGCCCGUUUUACAUCCAGUACCCGUACAGAAAAGGAGCACCGAUUAAGUGCUUCGUCGCCGUGUUUGUGUGCCUUGUAGUGAAGACUGUCCACCUGGAGGUCGUGGGAGACCUCACCAGUCAGGCCUUCAUCGCUGCGUUUAGAAGAUUCGUCGCACGACGUGGACGCCCAAAAAUCCUUAUGUGCGACAACGCAACAAAUGUCAUCGGGGCACGGCUUGAAUUGGGUGAACUACGGAAACUGUUCAAUAACCAGUAA
Messenger RNA from Ochlerotatus camptorhynchus, 972 nucleotides. RefSeq lists its product as uncharacterized. Lineage: Eukaryota; Metazoa; Arthropoda; Insecta; Diptera; Culicidae. The record is from RefSeq and is a predicted model, not a curated record. The transcript is spliced from 2 exons. The coding region runs from base 1 to 972 and encodes 323 amino acids. Gene Ontology annotation, molecular function: nucleic acid binding.